This is a messenger RNA of Blumeria graminis f. sp. triticale, 330 nucleotides long. NCBI's taxonomy places the organism in Eukaryota, Fungi, Ascomycota, Leotiomycetes, Helotiales, Erysiphaceae. The record is from the annotation of a GenBank genome assembly.
AUGGAUUCAUUCAAUAAUGUUAAGCAAUGGCUCCAGGAAAUUGACAGAUACGCUACAGAAGGGGUCAACAAACUCCUUGUAGGCAACAAAAGUGAUAUGUCGGAUAAGAAAGUCGUCGAGUACACAGUUGCGAAGGAAUUUGCCGACAGUCUCGGGAUUCCAUUCUUGGAAACAUCGGCCAAAAAUGCCAGUAAUGUUGAACAAGCCUUUUUAACCAUGGCUCGUCAAAUCAAGGAGAGGAUGGGGACAACUACAGCAAACAACAAACCAACAGUACAGGUCGGACAGGGUCAGGGAGUUCAAUCAAGCACUAACAACGGCUGUUGUUAA